AUGUCGUCGACCUCCCCUCAACCUGAAGCAGGACCUUCUAGAGCCACCGAAACCGCAGAUAUUAUCUCUCCCUCCCCAAAAGUCAGCAAGAAACAGACUGUUGAUCAAUUGAAAGAUGGAUUGAGGGAAAUGGGUCUGGAUACUAAAGGUAAAAAAGAAACUUUAUGGCGUCGUUUAGUCAAUGCUAUACAUAGAGCAACGGCUCGAGAUCCCAUAACGGACGACUCAGAUGCGUCCGAGCAUAACGGUGAUUUGAGCAUCCAGUCACAAGGUGAAGGAGAUAUGACAAUCAGGAUACUUAAACAGAGGUAUAAGACCUUCCUCUGUUUUGACGUGGAAGCUACUUGUAGACCUGGAAAAGAGUUUGAUUGGCCCAACGAGAUCAUUGAAUUCCCAGUGGUUCUUCUUCAGUGGACCGAACCAAAUACCGAAGGUAAAAGAAUACUCGUCAAAGUAGAUCAAUUCAGGUCUUAUGUCAAACCAACUUGGAAACCCAUCUUGACUGAUUUCUGCAAAAAUCUUACCGGAAUCUCUCAAGAGACAGUCGACAAAGCACCCACUUUCCCUCAGAUGCUCAAGAAGUUUGAGAAGUGGAUGGACAAGUGGGAGUUGAGGGAUGAGAAAGGAUUGAAAGAUGCCUUGUGGGUUACAGAUGGGCCUUGGGACCUACGAGACUUUGUAUCAAAACAACUUCACAUCACUCCUCCCUCUCCGUUUCCCACAUAUUUCCAUGGCCCAUAUCUUAAUGUCAAAUUCGCAGUCCAAUCCGUCCUAUCAGAAUUGCACAGACGAACGGCAUACGCUUCUGAGCAUCCUGGAGAUGAACCGAACGAAAGAGCUUUGUCUGUAAUCACAACUUCUAAAAUUGGGAAAAUAGAAAAGAAGACUGGGAAAAGUAAAGAUUACGGAAAAUCAAAGGGAUUCUAUUUUAACAUUUCAGGAAUGGUAGAAGCCCUUGGUCUGGGUGAAUUCGAAGGAAGACAACAUUCCGGACUGGAUGACGCGACAAAUAUUGCCCGCAUCCUUAUCGCCUUAUCAGAGAAAGACAUCAUUUUCGAGCCUAAUGGGACCAUUCAUCCGCUGGGAAAGGGAAACAGAUAUCCGUGGAUGGGAGAAAGAGGCGAGGUGAAAUGGGAAGAUUGGAUGAGUACGAAUAAACCUAUGGGCGAAGCUACAAGUGGUGGAGUGCAAGAAGCGAAAGAAGCCAUGGUCAAUUUUGGGAAGAAGGAUGCAGGCAAUCAACCUCUCCCUAUAGAUGAUGAGAAAAGAGGUGUUGUUGUUGUAAAAGAAGAGUCUCAAAGUCUGGAGAAGGAAGAAAUCGUAGGAUUGGGGAAGAGUUUCGAUGAACAGGUGGAGAUUGGGGAAGAAGAAAUGACGGAAAAAUUAUCCUCCCUGACAUUGGACCCUUCUUUGAACGAUCCUGGGAGUCGUUCCGAGAUCAUUACUAUCAUUUCUGAGAAGAAACUCAAUUGA
Molecule: messenger RNA, 1473 nt
Organism: Kwoniella shivajii
Lineage: Eukaryota; Fungi; Basidiomycota; Tremellomycetes; Tremellales; Cryptococcaceae
Exons: 8
Coding region: 1-1473 (490 amino acids)
Biological process (GO): exonucleolytic trimming to generate mature 3'-end of 5.8S rRNA from tricistronic rRNA transcript (SSU-rRNA, 5.8S rRNA, LSU-rRNA)
Molecular function (GO): 3'-5'-RNA exonuclease activity; nucleic acid binding
Source: RefSeq, a predicted model, not a curated record